CAUCUUAUUAAGAAUUCCUGCUUUCCCCCUUGAUAAGUAGAUGCAUAUUAAAUGAACACGCACACACACAAACAUAUAUAAAUAUAGUCCGUUUACAGCAGCUCCAUCUCAUUGUUUCCCAGGUACAUAAAAAGUGGUUAAUCCCAAAAUUUGAAGAUUAUGGUCAAGCAAAGAAUGGGAGAGGUCCUAACCGAAGAACAGAUUGUUGAGUUUCAGGAAGCUUUCUGUCUUUUUGACAAGGAUGGAGAUGGCUGCAUUACUAUUGAAGAACUUGCCACUGUGGUUAAAUUGUUGGAUCCAAACCCUACGGAAGAAGAAUUGCAGAACAUGAUAAGUGAAGUUGACGUUGAUGGGAACGGAACUAUAGAGUUCGGGGAGUUCUUGAAUCUCAUGGCAAGAAAGAUGAAGGAAAAUGACGCGGAUGACGAAUUGAAAGAAGCUUUCAAAGUUUUUGACAAGGAUCAGGAUGGCUACAUUUCACCUAAUGAGUUGAGGCAUGUGAUGGUAAAUCUGGGAGAAAGACUGACAGAUGAAGAGGUAGAGCAGAUGAUCAGAGAAGCAGAUUUGGAUGGUGAUGGCUUAGUGAAUUACGAAGAAUUUGUGAGAAUGAUGUUAGCUUUUUGAUCCAUCCAUCCAUCCAUCAUCCAGUUAUUUAGCCUUCAGCUAUUCACCUUGUUCAAUCAAUGGAACAAUAUUGUAACUAGACCAGACAUAUAAUACAUGAACAAUCAUUUCGCGUGUA
Messenger RNA from Pyrus x bretschneideri (Chinese white pear), 742 nucleotides. Its product is annotated as calmodulin-like. The record is from RefSeq and is a predicted model, not a curated record. NCBI's taxonomy places the organism in Eukaryota, Viridiplantae, Streptophyta, Magnoliopsida, Rosales, Rosaceae. Gene Ontology annotation, molecular function: enzyme regulator activity; calcium ion binding. The coding region runs from base 160 to 624 and encodes 154 amino acids. The transcript has 4 exons.